AUGUCGACUGGCACUCUCUUCAUCCGUGACUCACGCACUAACCUGAACUAUGAGAUUCCACUCUACCGAAACGCCGUCCGCGCGACCGAUCUGCAGCGCAUCCGGGCGCCUUCACUGAACAGCGAUCGCGCAGACCAAGUGGCCCAUGGACUACGAGUCCACGACCCCGGGCUGCAAAAUACAGCCGUGACUCAAUCGGCAAUAAGUUUCUCCGAUCAUGAGCACGGUCUACUUCUGUAUCGCGGAUAUACUCUUGACCAACUCUGGGGAUCCGAAUUCGAAGAGAUGUUUUACCUGCUGCUGUGGGGAAAAUAUCCAUCGAAAGAUGAAAGCGAAGAGUUACGACAGAGACUGGCACGCUAUAUGCAGGAUGUGCCUGAUAUAGUUCGCCAGACCAUUUGCAAUCUUCCCAAGUCGACCAGUCCCCUACCGCUAAUUACAGCCGGCCUUUCAGCCUAUUUGGCCUGUAUACCCGAUGCCAUCCCAGCAACCAGCAAUGCCACGAUGUAUCAAACAGACAUCAAAGCGGCCGACGAAAUCAUCCUGCAAACUGUAGCAGCGUACGCUGUCAUAUUCGGCACAGUCCGAUCCCACCGACUAGGUAUCCCCUGGAGAAGUCCAUCCCUGGGGCAAACCUACUAUGAGAACCUCUUCACAAUGUCCGGCCUCAUAAACCCCGCCACAAACCAUCCAGAUCCAAUCCGCAUCUCCUGUUUUCGCCGCUUCGGCAACCUCAACGCCGAGCACGGAAUGGCCCUGACAGUAUUUUCCGCACUCGUAACAGCCUCCUCACUAACAGACCCAGUCUCAUGUCUAAUCUCCGCCGUAACCGCCGCCCAUGGACCCUUGCAUUUCGGCGCGACGGAGUCCGCUCAACGCGCACUACAAGCCGUCGGCAAACCCAAGAACGCUCCGGCAUUCAUCGACGAAGUCAAGUCCGGAAAGCGGAAAUUAUUCGGGUACGGACAUCGCACGUACAAGGCUAUGGAUCCGCGCGUGCGUCCAAUUCAGACUAUCCUGCGGGAUUUGAGACACGUGCAUCAACCGCUUCUGGAAAUUGCCGAGGCGAUUGAGGAAGUAGCUGGGAAGGAUGAGUACUUUAGGGCUAGGGGUUGUACCCGAACGCCGAUUUUUACGGGAACUUCUGGCUUCGAACCUGAUAUUAUUCCUGGUGCUAUGCUGGCUCAUCGCAUAAUGGGUAUCAUGGCGCAUUGGCGUGAGUACACGGGUAAGGUCAACAUUCAGGGUCUUGUCGGCUACACUGACGGGAAGUAG
Molecule: messenger RNA, 1275 nt
Organism: Penicillium bovifimosum
Lineage: Eukaryota; Fungi; Ascomycota; Eurotiomycetes; Eurotiales; Aspergillaceae
Product: putative citrate synthase
Exons: 4
Coding region: 1-1275 (424 amino acids)
Biological process (GO): tricarboxylic acid cycle; carbohydrate metabolic process
Cellular component (GO): mitochondrial matrix
Source: RefSeq, a predicted model, not a curated record